UAUUUCAAAUUACUGAAGCACAAGCAUUUCAAGUUCCUGAAGCACAACCAGAUCAACUUCCUGAAGCACAACCAGUUCAACUUCCUGAAGCACAAGCGACCCAAGUUUCCAUAGCAAAGGCAAUUAAAGUUUGUACGGCACUAGCAACUGAAAUUCCUAUGGCACAUGCAAUUGAAGUUCCUACGUCACAUGCAAUUGAAGUUUCUACGGCACAAGCAACCAUAGCUUUUACAACACAAGUAAUUGAAGUUUCUACGGCACAAGCAAUCGAAGCUUUUACAGCACAAGCAAUCGAAGCUUUUACAGCACAAGCAAUCGAAGCUUUUACAGCACAAGCAAUUGAA
This is a messenger RNA of Racocetra fulgida, 344 nucleotides long. The record is from the annotation of a GenBank genome assembly. NCBI's taxonomy places the organism in Eukaryota, Fungi, Glomeromycota, Glomeromycetes, Diversisporales, Gigasporaceae.